AUGCUACUCCUACCAACUAUGGCAGGGUACACACUUGGGCUUUUGACCAAUAUGGGCGUUCCCACAAUCCUUCAGACGAUUUCAGUUCUCCUUUUUUUGGAAUACGUCCUGUUAUCUAUUCUCGCUAUAUUUGAAAACCGUUUUCACAUCGUUUGUAAUUUCAAUUGGAAACCUUACUGGACAUCAAUUAGACGUGUUUGGCUAGGCGCACAUUAUUUGAUUGGUUUGGUUAUUCUUAUCCCAUUUGCCUUCUUGACUCCAGAUCAAGAUAUUGCCAAGAAAUUAAUUUUCCAACAAUUACCGUGUCUACCUGACUACAUUUAUAAUGCUCCCAUAUUUGUGACGUCUGACAGUUACACAUACCAUAUCACUGUUCUAGUCACUUUUCUGAUUUUUGGGGUCUCUGAAGCAAUUUUGAUUAUUCUGCUUCUUAUCACCAACACUAUUCAGCAAUUAAGAGCAAAGAAAAUGUCUCAAAAAUUAUUCGAGAUUCAAAAGAAAUUCUUCAUAGCCUUGGUAAUACAAAUGAUGGUUCCAUUGAUAUUUCUUCUAAUUCCUUUGAGUUAUGCCUGCUGUGUGAUUUAUUAUAAUUAUUACAAUCAAGCCAUCACAAAUAUUGGGGUCGCAAUGGAGUCAAUACAUGGAAUUGUCUCUACAAUAGUCAUGAUUUUUAUUCAUCGUCCUUAUCGAGAAGCGUUCUUUAGCAUGUUUUCGAAGAGACCGAGAAGUACUUCAUCAAAGAGUUCUCAGAGAUUCAAUGUGUCAAAUAAUCGAGUAGUUCCGUUAAGAGUGUCCAUGAAUAAAGUUUGA
Caenorhabditis remanei is the source of this 810-nucleotide messenger RNA. RefSeq lists its product as uncharacterized. The transcript is spliced from 3 exons. Bases 1 to 810 code for a protein of 269 amino acids. The record is from RefSeq and is a predicted model, not a curated record. Lineage: Eukaryota; Metazoa; Nematoda; Chromadorea; Rhabditida; Rhabditidae.